Messenger RNA from Rattus norvegicus (Norway rat), 4968 nucleotides. NCBI's taxonomy places the organism in Eukaryota, Metazoa, Chordata, Mammalia, Rodentia, Muridae. The record is from RefSeq and is a predicted model, not a curated record.
GCUAGGGGCGUGGCCGGGCGCCUUGCUCUCGCUCUUCCGCCAUGGCUGCAUUACCCAGCGCUGUGCACCUUCGGCGUUGUGUGGUGUCCCCAGCCGGGAGACACAGUGCUUCGCUGAUCUUCCUGCAUGGCUCAGGUGACUCUGGCCAAGGACUGAGACAGUGGAUCAAGCAGGUACUAAACCAAGACCUAACAUUCCAGCACAUAAAGAUUAUUUAUCCAACGGCUCCCUCCAGGCCAUAUACUCCUCUGAAGGGAGGGUUCUCCAAUGUGUGGUUUGACAGAUUUAAAAUAUCUAACGACUGCCCAGAGCACCUCGAAUCAAUCGAUAGCAUGUGUCAAGUGCUCACCGGAUUGAUUGAUGACGAAGUAAAAAAUGGCAUCGAGAAAAGCAGGAUAUUAAUAGAUCUUUAUCUUAGGCUCGGGAUUAUCUUUUAAUGAAUCGGUGAGUUGGAUUUUAAAAAGGUUGUUUUCUCUGGUACAGUUAGAUGCUAUCCCUCGUAACGUUCAGCUGCCACCGCCGGCCAUGGCUCUCUACGCUCACAUUUAAGCUACCUAACAAUUAAACACAAAAAUUUGGUUCCCACGCCACAGUGGCUGUCUUUGAAACACUCAUGAACAGUGUUUGGGGAAAAAUUUGAUUCAGGGACUUGUGUUUCUCAGGAAAGAACAGCUGCUUAGCCCUGGUGUAGUCCUGUUGUCCACAGAAGACUGAUCCUUCUCCAGUCACCACCAUGUUUGUACUUAACCCAUAAUGCUUAGUGUGGAAUUACUCACCGACAGCUGAGGUCCCCAAAUAUCCAAUUCAUGGUUAAAGAGUGUUAGACAUCAGACAUAUGUGAUGAGAUUUUUCUACUGGUCCAUGACUGAGUCUCAUAUUCUUUUUUCAUUUUUUUUUAUCUUUAGUCUACUUUUCCAGUCUAGUCAUUUUCUCCCCAUUCCAGAUUUCCUUUUCUUUUGUGAGCAUUGUUGUUCAAGUUGCUGUGAAAUUCAGUUCCCUUGCCCUUUCCCAAGUGCUUCAGUUCUACCUGAGGGCCACCCUUCCUAUCCAGCUUCAACCAUACAUAGUUUUAACAGCUUUAUUAUCCUAUCAAAUUAAGUUGCCAGAAAUGUCAUUUCCUGACAGUAAACUUGCCUCCUUGCAGAAGUAUCUUUUUCAAAGUUCAGUUUACAUGAACCUCAUUUAUCCAGUGAAUAUUUAUGAAGAUCCUGCUGUGCCCAGCCCUGUUCUAAGCAUAGGGGGAUCUUUCUUCUCCAGUGAAUGCUAAGUCCUUAUGCUCUUUACUGAAGACCUUAUUAAAGUGUCAGUCGCAGAAGUGGCCGUGUGCACAAUGUCUGGCUUUUGAAUUUUAUGUUUAAUAAAGAUCCACUUAAUAAAUUCCAGCAAGAAAUUUAAUGCUAGGAACAGUUUCUAGUAUGAUUUAUUAUGGUUCCUCCUGUGAAGGAAUAUUGCCUUGCUAGAGGGGAACUGUUAAACCUCCAUCUAUGACUGAUUUACCACUGUGUCAAUGAGAUGGCCUGCCUCCUCCCUCUUCUUCUGAGCCUUGUGUACCCACCAGAUUCCCCUCUCUGUCUCUCUGUGUACAUCUCUGUGUGUCUGUUGACCCCUACACACACACAGCAUGUGUUUAGCAGUGCGUUUGCCUUUACAAUAUCUAUAAAUGGAUGAGAACAAAGGAAGAGCUAGAAGUGAGCAUUCCCAGCAUCAGUCCAUGAGGGUAGGACAGCUGUGAUUCUCUCCUGAGGGAGAGUUAUCAUCACUCCCCAUCGAAGAAUGGAUUUGUAUAGUUAAGAGAAAUGUAAACGUUUGAAGCCUUUGAAGACUCAAGAGUUAGUGCUGACCAACGUCACACUCUGUGUAGAAGCCUGGUGGAAACUGUUAAGCCUAUGUACUGUAGCUCUCCAGUUUUCCUGGAAAGUAAGUCCUAGAUUCUAGUGAAUUCAUUCAUACAUUUAGGUAGGCUAUGUCUCAGGCAGACUAGAAGUUAGUUUCCCACCUUUUCAAUCUAAUCCUCAUUUUAAUCCAAAUUUUAAGAUAGGAAAAUGUUAAGAGAAGCUUUCUAAGAUAUUAAAUCAUCACAUUUUUGUUUGGUUGGUUGUUUCUGAGACAAGCGUAGGUCGACCUUGAACUCCUGAUCAUCCUGCCUCCCUCUCUGAGCUGGCAGUAUGGAGGCCUACCACCAAAUGUGGAUUUGGUUAUACAGACUUAAGGAUUCAGUUGCCAUCCUGUGCGGGCACUGUACGUGGCUGGGUGUUUAAAGAGCUAAUGAGUAUACGCAAAGGAGGGCAGGGAUGCCUCUCAGUGGGUUGCAGACUCUCAGGCGGAUUCUGACACUUGAGGAAAGAGAUGCCUCUUCCUCCUGACGUUCGUAGCCCCCAGCACAGUAGAGUGUCCCAGCAGAGGAGAAUUUGCUCAGCUACUGUGCAGAGACUUCAGACGGGCAAGGCCUGAAGCUAGAACCACGACAAACCGCAUGAAGUAGUAAGUCCCUGGCUCCACUCUGCACACGAGUGUUCACAUGCUGGGGAUGCUGACCAGGUCUGUGUGGAGUCUGUAUGUCCAAAGGAGACGCAUGGAGGAUGCAGCCUUGUACAGACACACAGCUAGAGGUGUGCACAUUCCUUCUUCCUGCACAAAGCUGCUCCGAAAACUUCCUUUGUUGUCUUGCAUCUGGGGAUGGCGCUGGUCCUAUCAUCCUUUAAGGUGUCUCUUGUCUGCGCAGGUCCAGUCACUAAACCUCAAAACUGCCGUGCUACUGGUGAGCUCCUCUCAUUUUUUCCUGGAGAAAUAAAAGUACAGGCAUAAUAUUCAUCCUUAUCAUGCAUGAUUAUUAUUUGCAGAUUGUGCCUUUUAGGAGAAAUCUAAACUUCGCAAUUUGCUAGCCUUCUUAUAUAUAUUUGAAUCCUGGGCCCUAAUUAAUGGCAGUUGCCUUCCCCAGAGGAAGAACAGGUUCGAAGGCUGAGAGGGAGUUCAUUAGUUCUGUCACAGUGAUUUGCAACCCAGAAGCUUUACUUUAUACCCAAAAUUAAGGACACACCUUUAAGCAGGCCACCUGUGCUGCAAGAUGUUUGACUACAUUGUGAACCCCGAGACUGUGAACUGGAAACACCUGUUUCUAGCUGUGGUAUGGCUCAGCCCUUAGCAUACACCUUUAAUCACAAACAGUGAAGCAAAGUUAAUCUGUAGACGGAAACACCAUGUUUGAAAGUGAUGUCCAAUUGAGUGGCAGACAAAGUGAUGAAUCAGAGGUAGAUUUGACAGAAUAAGAUACAUCCAGCUCUCACAAGACAAGAAGAAAGGGAAGCGACUUGAGGGGUAGCACAGAGAGAGGCAGUUUCACUGGGAGAGUUGUGGAGACCAGUUGCAGAGAGAGAACAAGAUAGACAAAAUAUUCUAGGCCUAGAUUAGAUUGUACAGAGACUAGACGCUUCCAGGACUAGGCCUAGGUUAGCAGAUGGAGUCAGUAAGACAACAGUUGCUUCAGGCAGAUAAAGUGUACUUUUACAUACCUGCCUCCUCAGGCCUCAGUCUUCUUGAUGUAGAGAGGGAGUAUCUCAUAAAUUCACAUAAUGGUUUCCAAUGAGUUUCAGAUAGUACUUUAUUAUGUGAAGUAGGGCAGUAGGCUGAAAAUUAGGAGACUGAAUUGUGUACCAGAUGUAAUUUUAAAGCCUGUAAAUGUGUGGUUUCCUUUUGUUUAUUUUUCAUAGGAUACAAAUGAGAUGGCUCCAGUUCUCAUUGAAGGCUAGGACCCCUUGUGGAGCUCUGAGCUCUGGCCAUGCAAGGCCUCACUCCCAACACAGCAUCCCUAAUCCGUGAUACAUAUGUUACCUCAGCUGUGCUCUGAAAUAGCAGGGUCUCUGUGUGCCUUAAGUUGCCUAGUUCAAGCCACGAGUGCAGUAUUCUGCACUAAAAGAGACUAAGGCAGGAGAAGCAUGAGUUCCAGGCCAGCCUGGGUCACAUAAUAAGACUCUGUUCCAACACCAAGGGCUGGCUAAGUUAUCUCAGGCCUUGGAUCAAGUAAAAUUAUUAAGUAAAUGAUUUUUUUCUCAUAUGAGUGAGUUUAUUUUAUUCUAUCUCCUCAGUUUGCAAACUAAUAUCGUAUUCCAAAAAAGCUUUGCUAGCUCCCCAUUGUUUCUAACCAUCAUUCAUUCCUAAUGCAGACGUUACCAGGCUCUGUUAUGGGGAAGAGAGCAGAAACAUGACUAUUGGUGGAGCACAGCAAAUGGUACAGAGAGGAACGUGUUAACUGCAGGUGUGGUGUGAGGGCUCCUAUAAAUAAGACCCAAACUAAAGUAGACACUGGAAGCGUAACUAAGUCAGGUGUCUGCUUUUUCUUGAUGUAUGUGAUUUCCCUCCUAAGUCUGUCUCUUUGUAUAAUACAUCUCUUUACCACCAGCCUUGGCAUUAUUCACUCACAACAGGACCUGUUCUGAGACCUGAAGACGACCUGUGGUUUGAAUAAGAAUCACCCUCACAGGCUCUUAUGUCACCAGAGAGUGGAACAAUUUGAAAGGAUGAGGAGGAGUAGAUGUGGCCCUGUUGGAAGAACUGUAUCCCUGGGCUGGUGGUGGGAUUUGAGGUUUGAAGUGUCCACACCAGGCCCAGGCACACUCCCCCACACCCUGUCCCCAUCUCUCCUCUUGAGGAUCAGAGUGUAGCUCUUAGCUGCUUCUCCAGCUCCAUGUUUGUUUGCCUGCCUGCCACCAUGCUCUGCACCUUGACGAUAACGGACUAACCUGUGGGACUCUAAGCCAGGUUGAGGUUUUCUUUUAGAAGAGCUGCCAUGCUAUGGUGUCUCUUCAGCCAAAGAGCAGUGCCUGAGAUGGAGACUGAAGUUCUCUUUAGGAGUCUUUCCUUCAUACAUCCAGAGCCUUUAAAAUGCUCGUGAAAGAUUGGUACUGACCUGUUUUACUCUGAAGGGCCUUGGGACCAUGUGUGCACCCCUCCUCUUCUGAUGAGCCUGUGUAU